This is a messenger RNA of Colletotrichum paranaense, 612 nucleotides long. RefSeq lists its product as uncharacterized. The record is from RefSeq and is a predicted model, not a curated record. Bases 1 to 612 code for a protein of 203 amino acids. The transcript has a single exon. Lineage: Eukaryota; Fungi; Ascomycota; Sordariomycetes; Glomerellales; Glomerellaceae.
AUGGACUACCUCUUCAAAACCACAGACUCGGUCAUUGAGAUCCUAUGGGACGUCGCGCUCGCCUUCUUCAUCGUUCGCAUCGCAUUAUCGUACUUCUUCUUCACCUUUACCGCAACAACGCUGCUCUCAUGGAUCGUCCAUACAUAUCGCCAAUACUUACGACUGUCCCUCGUCUCCGAUCAGCAGCAGCAGUAUCUCACAACCUCACAGAGCGACCCUUUCGUCUUGGCGGUGAUGCUUCUACAAAUCGUGGUAGGCCUCGUCGUUGCGCGGUACGUGGUGGCGGUCUACGACGUGCCGCGCGUGGCGUGGUUCCGGCUUGCGAUCGGAGGUCUGGCGGCGGCGUUCUUGGCCGGCGCGGAGGGGCUACUCGGGUUGAUUAUAUCUGUGUAUUUACACAAAGGAGGGGAGGACGGAAGGGAUCUAUGGGUUUGGGAGAGUGGGGAUGGAUGGGCGUUGGUCGCGACGAUGUUUGGCGGGUUGGUUGCCUUUGCGGCGAUGCCUGCAGUGUUAAUGUGGCUCGAGAGGGCCGAGAAGGCUCCGGCUCCUGCUGGAAGGGCUGAGGGGAGGGAGAAGAUGGGGACGCAGGGGCUUGGUGGCAAGGGAGUUUGA